Molecule: messenger RNA, 2039 nt
Organism: Astrephomene gubernaculifera
Lineage: Eukaryota; Viridiplantae; Chlorophyta; Chlorophyceae; Chlamydomonadales; Astrephomenaceae
Source: the annotation of a GenBank genome assembly
AGUAGUGUACUAAACAGGAAUACCUUCUGUAUGCCCUGCAUACUUCCAUACAGAUAGGUGGUCCUUGGUUUAAAGCAGUCCUGUAUGCGAUUUUUACAGGGGAGUAAAGUCCUGUAGAAAUGCCCGCUGAUGAUCUGGCAGAUAUUGUACAAGAACUUGCUAGCUUCGUCCAGGAUGAGCUCAAAGUGCUUUCUUACAAGUGGGUAGCACGGCACUACUCCAUCUCGGCCAACCUUGCCAAGCGGAUAUUGUUCCAGUUUGCUGAGCAGCAGCGCGAUAAAAUUCGUACGGUGUACUUGGUGUCUGGUUGGACCCGUCAAGAACCGUCCAACCAUGUUCAUCAGUUGGUGGAGGCAAGCCAGCUACAAGUAUUCCGGGAGUCCCUCGCCGAGGUCACCGGCAUGCACGUAUACAGCGUGGCUCCGAACCAGGCCACAAAUCCCGACAGCCUCUGGAUGCCCACCUACCAGCAAUCGCAGCAGCUGCUCAAGGAGCUGAUGUCGGGGCAGCCGAGCGCGUCCGCAGAGGCGUUCCGCAACAACAGCUGCAGCGCCGUACGCUUCAAUCCGCCGCCCCCAACCGCUCCGGCAGCUGUGGCGGCAGCAGCUGCAGUGCGGCCGCCUGCAGCGACGGCGGUCGGGGGUGCAAAGGCGCAGGGACAGGCAUCGCGGGCGGCUCCUCAACCCGCGCCGCUUGCAGCAGCGCAGGCUUCCACGCCGUCAAAGGACGUAGGCGCAGGAGGCAACGCGCCUUCUGCAGCUGGCGCCUCCGCGGCAUUGCGAGCAGCAGCGCCGGCGGCAGGAUCAGCACCUUCCGCCUCACCUCCAAAGGCGCCCGGCACUUCUCCACCGAAAGCGGCAGCUGCGGCGGGCAAGGCCGCUGGCGGCAAGGGCGCCGCCUCCGCUGCGGCAGCUGGGAAGCCCUCCAGUACACUCGCAAAUCUGUGGAACAAGGCGCCCGCCAAGCCCAAGGCUGCCGGGGCACCAGUCUCCGCCGCUGCUGCUGCUGCUGCUCCCGCUGUUGCAUCGAAGCAGGAGCCGGCACCCGUUGCUGCUGAGACCAGCAGCGGCAGGACGGAAGAGGAGGACGAGGAGGCACUCCAGGUGGCUGCUGGCGGGGGUCGGAGUCGCAAGCGGCGUGGCGCACAGAUUGACGACAGCGAGGACGAGGGCGAGGAGCAGAAGGGCGGCGGGGCGGUUGACGGGUCCGGAGGGCCUGAGGAGGCUGCGGCUGCGGCGCAACCGCCGAAAGGCGGCAAGCAACCGGCCAAGGCUAAGGGCGCCGGAAAGAGCCAAAAGGAGACCAAGGACAAAGGCGGCGCAAAACGAGCCAAGCACGCUGUACAACAGCAGCCGGAGAUAAAGCAAGAGCCGGAAGCCAUGGAGCAGGAGCAGCCUGACGAAAAUGCUACGGAGGCUGCCGGGGCGGCGCCCGCAGGGGAUAUAGACAUGGACGAGGCCGUGCUCGGGGCGCUGGAGGUUGCUGGCGGCGCGGCGGUGCCGUCGCUACAUGAGUCGUCUUCACAGCAGGCUGCAAAGCCUGCGGGAGGCGGAGGCGUCAGCAAGGGGCGCAAAACCAGCCGCACGUACAUCAACGACCAGGGUGAGGAGGUCACCGAGGAAGUUUACGAGGAGGGACCGGCACCGCUGCAGCCCCAGCAACCGCAGCAACCCACAGCUCCCGCACAGCCAGCAGCGGCGGCGGGCAAGGCCGCCGGCGGAACCGGGUCCGCCAAAACAGCUGCCAAAACAGCAGCAGCGGGAGGCAAAGGAAAGGGCAAGGCCCCAGCGGCUGGCCAGAAAUCCAUGACGGCAUUCUUUGCGAAGAAGUGAGCUCUGGCGCAAGGUGGUUCCGCAUCUUUGGACAGUGGUUUGGAACAGAGGGCCGGCGUUAACCGUGUCCAGCUCAGGCCCGAUGCUCCCUAGGGUGGCAUUAGCCGUCUCACACGACGACCGUGCAUGCCAAGGCUUUCCAGUGGGCAUAUUCUACGGCAGGUAGUUGGCAAUUUGUUUCAAACUGGGUUGUAACCAUGAUCGUGA